CCACGCCUUUACCUCUCGCUGUUAGAGAGAUUCCUAUUAAGAGUUGCACCUGUCAUUAUGAUGAAUACAGCUCAAAAUCCGAUGAAGCUGAUUAUGAAGAUGGUUGUGAUGAAUACUGCCAAGCAUCUGAUGAUGUUUAUAAUGAUGGUAAAGAAGACUGUGAAGAAGAAGACGGCAAAGACGAAGGUGAGGAAGAAACGGAAACAUACCUAGACUACGAAAAUUACGAAGGCGAGGGAGGUGACAAAGAAGAAUCCUAUGACUACGAAAACUACGAAGGCGAGGGAGGUGAAAAAGAAGAAUCCUAUGACUACGAAAACUACGAAGGCGAGGGAGGUGAAAAAGAAGAAGAAUUCUAUGACUACGAAAACUACGAAGGCAAGGGAGGUGAAAAAGAAGAAGACUACGAAGGCAUAGGAUAUGAAAACUACGAAAACGAAGGCGAGGGAGGUGAAAAAGAAGAAGAAUUCUAUGACUACGAAAACUACGAAGGCAAGGGAG
Racocetra persica is the source of this 501-nucleotide messenger RNA. The record is from the annotation of a GenBank genome assembly. NCBI's taxonomy places the organism in Eukaryota, Fungi, Glomeromycota, Glomeromycetes, Diversisporales, Gigasporaceae.